AUGUUUUGCUCAUGUACGGCGUAUAAUGAAUUAGGAGGAUUACGUGAAGCGCCGUCAAAGUUGAAUGGAUUUUUGCAACCGGAAGGAGGGACUGCCGUUAUCACCGGUUCCACAACGAUUGAUACAAUCGAGAUUAUCAACUACGCGCGGUUACGAGCCAGAAGCCUUCAGUGCUACUUCCAAUUCUACGAAGAUGAGGAACUGCAUCAGAUGGGUCUUCUAUCUAAAGGUGUCAGUGCAAAUCCAUAUAUGCAACGGCUCAUGAGCAGAUAA
Anisakis simplex (herring worm) is the source of this 273-nucleotide messenger RNA. Lineage: Eukaryota; Metazoa; Nematoda; Chromadorea; Rhabditida; Anisakidae. The record is from the annotation of a GenBank genome assembly.